AAAGGGCUCAAUAAAACUGUGCUCCGCCACAAAAGACUCGCCCGUCUUGCCUCAGUUGCCCUCCGAUUGCGUUGGUGAGGUGCACAAACUCACAUCUUUAGUGGAACGUCUUCAGCAGAAAGUGUGGAGCAAUCCAAGUAGAAUUGGACGCGUAUUGGAUCCGCAGAAGAACCGAAGGGAGAAUCUAGACCCCGGGAAGCCGGUGGGCGAUGGGGGCCGCACCGGGCUCCGGCUGGGAGGAGGGCGAGUUCGAGUUCAAGUUGGUGUUUGAGGAGGACCAGAACCAGGGGCCCGACCCGGUGAGCGCAGCCCAGCCGGAGAGCUCCUCACCCGGCGAGGAGAGCGAGAGCGCGCCGCUGCUUCAAGACUCGAGCGGCAUGGUGACGGAGAACCACGUCAGCGCAGGUCACUCUAUCAGCAUCCCCACCCCGCCGUCGCCAGCCAGCCAGAGGGCAGGGAUGCACUCACCACCUCCGCGGAGAGCUCUGGUGAGGGAGUUCAGCGGCACGUAUGAGAGUCUUCCAGCACGCUCCGUUCAGGUCUCAGAGUCUCGGGUGGUUGAAUGUCCAAGCAUCCAGAUCACCACCAUAUCGCCAGAGGACGACCCGGGUUCCACGGCCCCCAGUUACUGGGACAUGGGAGGAGGAGGUCGCUGGGAACGUGAGCGUCUCUUCCUGCCCCUGCUGGACCCAUUCUGUUACAGAGACCGCUGCCCCGGCUCACUCAGCCCCAGUCCCGCCUCCAGUCCAUCGUCCCGGGGCUGGCUGAGUCCUGCCUCCAGCUGCGACUCUCUGCUGGUGGAGGAGGAGGAGCUCAGCGAAACCAACGUCCACUAUGGGCUCUCGCCGUCCUCCAGGCCGACCUCACCAGGAGGGAAGAAGCGUCGCAACACGCCGCUCUCCUCCCCUUGCGCCUCCAGGAGGGGGAGCUCUUCUGAGGAACAUCAGGGCUUCAAUCAGGAAGGGUGUGAUUCCAACCCCUCGUCACAGGCGCUGCCCACCAGCUGCGACCUCAACAUCCCGCAGAAAACAAGAAAGACGUCUUUGGAGCAGCUGUCCUCCAGGGAAGUGGAUCCAGAGCAAGCUCCUGGACACGGUGCCCCAUGUCUGCUACCCGAGACCCUGCAGACCCGGAGAGAGCCCCCUUCCACAGGCAUGGACUACCUCUCAGUUCCCCCGGCUCUCGCCUGGGGCCGGACCAGAGCCACCGCCCACAGUCCCCUCUUCAGGUCCAAUGCUCUGCCGCCGCUCGACUGGCCGCUGCCCUCCCAGUUCGACCAGUACGAGCUGCGCAUGGAGGUGCAGCCGCGUCCUCACCACCGAGCCCACUAUGAGACCGAGGGGAGCAGGGGGGCGGUGAAGGCUGCUCCCUCUGGCCACCCGGUGGUGAAGCUCUGUGGCUACACGGAGAGGAAGCCGCUGUCCCUGCAGGUCUUCGUCGGUACUGCAGACGAUCGCUCCAUCCGACCGCAUCCGUUCUACCAGAUACACAGAGUGACAGGCAAGAUGGUGGGUACCGCCAGUCAUGAGAGCGUCCAGGCCGGAACCAAGCUGCUCGACAUCCCGCUGAACCCCGAGAACAACAUGACGGCGCUCAUCGACUGCGCUGGCAUUCUGAAGCUGAGGAAUUCCGACAUUGAGCUGAGGAAAGGCGAGACGGACGUGGGGAGGAAGAACACUCGCGUCCGUCUGGUCUUCCGAACUCACCUGCACCUGACGCACCCGGCUGCCCCGCCCGGACGGGUGUUGGCGCUCCAAGUGGCCUCGCUGCCCAUCGAGUGCUCUCAGCGUUCUGCCCAGGAACUUCCCAUCAUCGAGUCAGUCAGCAUCACUUCCUGUUCAGUGGAGGGAGGGGAGGAGCUUCUGCUGAGUGGAAACAACUUCCUGCCAAUAUCCCGGGUGUUGUUCAUGGAGCGCGGGACAGAUGGGAAGCUGCAGUGGGAGGAGGAGGCUCACGUCGACCGUGACAACAGUAAUGAGUGUUUGCUGUGUGUUCGGGUGCCGGCCUACAGCGACCUCUCAGUCAGCCGCCCGGUGUCUGUUAGCCUGUACGUUUCCAAUGGGAAGAGGAAACGGAGCAGCACUCACUGCUUCAAAUACCUGCCGAUCAUGUUCAAGGAGGAGGACCCGCUGUUGUCCCGGCUGCAGGUCCCACCUCUGGACGGUGGUCAUGGGGGUCAGUCCAGAAUGGACCGGGUCUUCCCGAUGACCGAGGAGCAGGGCCUGGGCUUCCACCUGCCCCCCUACCCCACCACCUACUCCCCUCCGUGCCCGGCCAUUAGCUACCAGGACGAAGAGGACCCGGGCAGGUCCUCCAUGUCUGAGCGACACCCCAGCUUUGAGAACCUGGAGCUGGGCUUUACCGAGCUGCUGCCCCCUCUGUACCACCGUGGCCAGCAACCCUCCUCACCCUCUCCAUCUCCAUGGCUGGACUCUCCCUACCUCUCCUCCUCCCCCUCCCCGUCGCACUCCUCCUCUCUCAGUCCGUUCCCAGCCGGCAGCCCCAUCUCCACCUCCCCUCUGCCUCCCAUCCCCACCUCUCCUUACCCCCAGUACUCUACCUAUCCUCAGGAAAUGUGUCCCUCCCCUCCCCUACAGCCCAGCUCCUACCAGGACAUGUGUCCCACACCCUACUCCCACUACGACGUCUGGGAUCAACAAGGGAAGGCGCUUGGUCUUGGUGGCGAGACCAAGUCUCAGGAGUGCCCCCUGGAGUUCAGCAGCUCCACAUCAAUGCACCACAUCACAUUUGAAGAGGUGUCGGAGUUCAUCGGAGAGGACAUCCAGUCGUACCAGCCCAGCUCGCACAUCAACAACCAGCCGAACUGAGCAGCUUUUGACAAUCCUCCACUGUGCACUUACUCCUUUGCUACCGGAGAUUAACCUGAUGAGUUUUUAUAAAGGGAACUUAAGUUGUUUUCAAUAUAAAUUAUACAUGAACCCUUCUUUGUCUUCAGUCUGACUCUUUGAGGAGCAACUUCUGUUGCUGACAUGAGCUCAAGGAGCUAGUGCUAUGUAGCCCCAUCCAUUCUCUCUGCAAUAGCAUCACAGUGUUGUCCACAUGAGUGGGAGGAGAGUUUGGGACAGUAUGACAAGGGUGUCUCGCUGGAUGCUGGACCAAUGGUGGCGCUGUAAGUACCGCACUGUCUCAGCUGUCAGAAGUUCUUGGGGUCGUAGCAGUGCAGCUGCAACUGGUGAUGACGUCACAUUAUGAUAUGUGUAUUUUGUAAUCUGCAGUUAAACACAA
Messenger RNA from Synchiropus splendidus (mandarinfish), 3246 nucleotides. RefSeq names its product nuclear factor of activated T cells 4 (gene nfatc4). Gene Ontology annotation, cellular component: transcription regulator complex. NCBI's taxonomy places the organism in Eukaryota, Metazoa, Chordata, Actinopteri, Syngnathiformes, Callionymidae. The transcript is spliced from 14 exons. Gene Ontology annotation, molecular function: DNA-binding transcription factor activity, RNA polymerase II-specific; RNA polymerase II cis-regulatory region sequence-specific DNA binding; transcription factor binding. The record is from RefSeq and is a predicted model, not a curated record. Gene Ontology annotation, biological process: regulation of transcription by RNA polymerase II; cytokine production; calcineurin-NFAT signaling cascade. The coding region runs from base 210 to 2828 and encodes 872 amino acids.